Messenger RNA from Pteropus alecto (black flying fox), 3501 nucleotides. RefSeq names its product syntaxin 3 (gene STX3). Lineage: Eukaryota; Metazoa; Chordata; Mammalia; Chiroptera; Pteropodidae. Gene Ontology annotation, cellular component: endomembrane system; plasma membrane; presynaptic active zone membrane. Gene Ontology annotation, biological process: intracellular protein transport; exocytic insertion of neurotransmitter receptor to postsynaptic membrane; synaptic vesicle fusion to presynaptic active zone membrane. The coding region runs from base 75 to 944 and encodes 289 amino acids. Gene Ontology annotation, molecular function: SNARE binding; SNAP receptor activity. The transcript has 11 exons. The record is from RefSeq and is a predicted model, not a curated record.
CCACUUCCGGGCGUUCACCUGGGACGCGCUCACCUGGGACGCGCUCACCUGCCUCCGGGCGCUUGGGCACCAGAAUGAAGGACCGGCUGGAGCAGCUGAAGGCCAAGCAGCUGACACAGGAUGAUGACACUGACGAGGUCGAGAUCGCCAUCGACAACACAGCUUUCAUGGACGAGUUCUUCUCUGAGAUCGAGGAAACUCGGCUCAACAUUGACAAGAUCUCUGAGCAUGUGGAGGAGGCUAAGAAACUCUACAGUAUCAUUCUGUCUGCACCAAUUCCAGAGCCAAAAACCAAGGAUGACCUCGAGCAGCUCACGACUGAGAUCAAGAAAAGGGCCAACAACGUCCGGAACAAACUGAAGAGCAUGGAGAGGCACAUUGAGGAAGAUGAAGUGCGCUCGUCAGCAGACCUUCGGAUUCGAAAAUCCCAGCACUCGGUCCUCUCGCGGAAGUUCGUGGAGGUGAUGACCAAAUACAACGAGGCGCAGGUGGACUUCCGCGAACGCAGCAAAGGGCGGAUCCAGCGGCAGCUUGAGAUCACCGGCAAAAAGACAACAGAUGAGGAGCUGGAGGAGAUGCUGGAGAGUGGAAACCCUGCCAUCUUCACUUCCGGGAUCAUCGACUCUCAGAUUUCCAAGCAAGCCCUCAGCGAGAUCGAGGGGCGGCACAAGGACAUCGUGAGGCUGGAGAGCAGCAUCAAGGAGCUGCACGACAUGUUUAUGGACAUCGCCAUGCUGGUGGAGAACCAGGGUGAGAUGUUAGAUAACAUAGAGUUGAACGUCAUGCACACAGUGGACCACGUGGAGAAGGCACGGGACGAGACGAAAAGAGCCGUGAAAUACCAGGGUCAGGCCCGGAAGAAAUUGAUAAUUAUCAUUGUGGUAGUAGUUGUGUUGCUGGGCAUUUUAGCACUGGUUAUUGGACUUUCCGUUGGGCUGAAGUAAGGGCGGCCGGAGAGGCCGCUGCACUGAAACGUUUGUGGCUGAUUCUUGAUGUCGCUCUUCACCACCGUCCUGUGCACUGAUAAGCUCCUCCUCCCCUGCCUCCCUUAGAACCCGAUUUCACUCCAGCCUGCUGUGGUCCCUUGUCUUCAGAAGGGAAUGGAGUUCGAACGGCCCUCCCGAGAGAGAGCGGGAUCCGUUCCUUGGUUUCCUCGUAGCCAUCCUUGGACCUGACCCAGCAAACCGUCUAGCCCUGGAGGAAUCCAGUCUACCUGAUGCAGCCUUGAGUUUUCCUCAAAACCUCUGCUCCACCAGUUCUGAAGUACCUUUCCUCCUGAAGGGCUGAACCAACCCACCUCUCUCUCCCCUCCGAAGUGUCGAAUUUUGCCUUGUACCUAGGGAAGCCUAUAUGAGACCUUCCCAAGGUGCUGUAUUUUCUACCUCAUGGACUAUUCUUCUCCCAGAAAUUGCAAUGUAUUUUUUUAGGGGGUGUGUGUGGGGGGGAUUCUUUAACAAAACAAAGGGAUUCUUCCAAGUUUGGCAACAAGAAGGCUUAGAGCUGAGUCUUCUACUUGGCAGGGUCCCAAUCCUCACAGUUUGUUGUCCCCACGUCCUGAAAAUGAGGGAUUGGCAGAUGUCAUUUUGGUCUCGGAAAGCUGACUUGUUUGAAAUUCAGCCUUUAAUUAAGCUAAUAGUGCGUUCAGCUUGGUGGCCAACUUCGAUGUUUGUCUAUGUUGUGUUCUCCUGUGUUUACUCAAGGAUGCGCCAGCAUGAUACAGUCAUCUGAGGUUACUGUUUGUAAAGGCUGAGGGUAUGGGAUAUUUAUGUUCAUGGCUGAGUCUUGGAAACUGUUUGCUCAUUGUUAGAGUGACGUCUUACGAAGGCAUUGCUUGAGGCCCCAGAUAACCAGUCACUUAAAGCUGGGCCAGGGACAACCUAAGGUGCUUGAAUCUCAGGCUCUGGAAAUGUGUCCGACUGGUGCAAGCAUUCAGCCACUCAUUUCACGUGUCCCAGAUGAAUCUUUAUAAUCGUGUGUGAGAUGUAUGCACAUAUAUGCACGUGUCUCUCAUGAAGCAGGAUGCUAGAAGUGGAGGAUAUUCUAACCUCAAAAGAAUAACCUUGAGCUAGGCUAAAAAUUAGGUAAGAGACAUUUGCUUACUUACAAAUGAAUCCUAGUAGAAAUAUGGUCUUCCUAUGUCAUCGAGAAGCCUGCUGUUUCUAGAUGAGAACUGGAUUAAUCAUAGAUCUUUGGGGUGGGGGCUAAAUUGAUCUUCAUUAAGUUUUUUUUUUUAUGCUUAGCAGAGGUGUGACAAGUUUGACAACCCUUCCCCCCACCUGCUGCCUAGGCCAGGUUUGUCCAGAGAAUGUCCCCAGCAAUCUGAUAGUAGUCGUGUGACCUCUGAAAUGGCCUGUCUUCAAGGCUGAGUCAGUGGGGGGACACCAGGUUCCACUGAGUGGCUCUUCCUUCUACCAGGUUAAUGAGCUCGACAGAUUCUUUGUCUCGCCAGUUUUUGUCAUGGAGGAAGCAACAGCCAAUCAAUUUUCAAAUGUGGUGACUGUGCUGACCCAGUGGCGAGCCUCUUAGAUUCCCUGCCAGUCCCCGCCAGUCUGCCUGAUUAGUAUUUCAGCGUUGAUUUUUAUGCUUUCUAAGAUAGGGUGAGCACCCUGAUCCAGGCGCUGCCCGUCGGCGUCCUUUGCAAAGCUACUUCUCCCCAUCAUUGCCCAGCACUCAGACAGAGCCAAGGGGAAUCCCCUCAUACCCAUGGCUAUGAAGUUGACUGUGGACUGGCUCCAGCAGCAAGGCCAGACAAGCUCUGAUCAUAGGCUUUUGCUCUCCCAAGAUUGAGGUUUGGAAUACAAUAAGUGAAGGGUAUUUUUUUGUUGUUGUAUUUUUAGAAAUGUAAACUUGAUUAUUUUAUUGCUAUUUAAAAAUAAAUGACUUUAUAUCGAUUGUGAAACAGUUCUGGCUCGGUUUCCCUGCAGAACAUUGGAUGACUGGGUGCCACCGUGUGGUGGUUUUUGUUAAGGUUUUGGAAAGGGGUUAAAAUCUUUUUUAAACAUGUGCUCGAUCCGAUGGAUCAGAAGUUCUAAUUUUCGAAAAUGGUCUAACUCUCAAAGGAUACACUGUAGCUGUAUUUGAGUGAGUUUCAGAGCUGAGGUGCUGCCCCCAAAGGAAUUCGAUCCAGUCAUUGAGAAUACUAGCUCUAGGAGGAAAGGGGGUAAGUCUGUCAUAACUGUACCCGGCAGGCCGAAGGACAUGGCAAACAUCCUCCGAGAUAGCUGUCGGUCUAGCUUUGACUCUCCCGCCUAGAAGUGACAUUUCUCUUAACAUUCUGGGUUCCGGAAGCCAGAUCCAUCUCCACUUCCCUUCGUAUCCUCUUCCACGUCCAGACCCACGUUUGUGUGUCCUUUCCUUCGAACUCUGCACAGCGCUGCUGUUUCUCACGUGCUUUUUCUUUCCUUGUCGGGAUGAGCAGAAGAAGAUCAUGAUCAUGAUCUGCUGUGUUAUCCUUGCGAUCAUCUUAGCUUCUACCAUUGGGGGCAUAUUUGCCUGAAAAAG